Carassius carassius (crucian carp) is the source of this 855-nucleotide messenger RNA. RefSeq names its product proton-coupled zinc antiporter SLC30A2-like. Gene Ontology annotation, molecular function: zinc ion transmembrane transporter activity. Gene Ontology annotation, cellular component: plasma membrane. The coding region runs from base 1 to 855 and encodes 284 amino acids. Gene Ontology annotation, biological process: response to zinc ion; zinc ion transmembrane transport. The record is from RefSeq and is a predicted model, not a curated record. The transcript has 5 exons. NCBI's taxonomy places the organism in Eukaryota, Metazoa, Chordata, Actinopteri, Cypriniformes, Cyprinidae.
AUGAUGAACUUGGAGGACAAGACCUUGAAGGACUCGCUAGAACUUCUGGGUCUUCUGGAUAAUUCAGAGGAGGAAUGCCUCAGCCCUCAGUUUGAGUGUAAACAUGACACUCGAGCGUUUCAUUGUCACAGUCUGAAAGAAACACACUUGAAGCAGCAGGGCAAAACACAGGCCCGGAGGAAGUUACUCAUCACGUGUGCUUUGUGCUUGAUCUUCUUGAUCGGAGAAGUCAUUGGUGGUUACGCUGCUCACAGUCUCACUAUUAUGACCGAUGCUGCACAUCUUCUCACUGACCUUGGCAGUAUUUCGAUCAGUCUCUUUUCAUUGUGGAUUUCCUCUAGGCCACCAUCCAAACAUCUGACCUUUGGAUGGCAUCGAUCAGAGGUUUUAGGGGCUCUUCUGUCUGUUCUGUCCAUCUGGACAGUGACGGUGGUUCUUGUUCUCUUUGCCGUUCAGAGGCUCAUCAGUGAUGAUUAUGAGAUACACAGUGAUAUCAUGAUGAUCACAGCUGCAUGCGCUGUAUUGCUCAACAUCUUUUUGGCAUUCAUUCUCCAUCCAUCUCCGGUCCGUCACUCUCACAGUCACAGUCUCUCAGAAGAGCACAGUAACACCAGCGUGAGGGCCACUUUCAUUCACGUGCUGGGAGAUUUACUGCAGAGUUUAGGUGUGCUGCUGGCUGCCACCAUCAUCUACUUCAGGGUUUGUACUUUACCAUUAUUGACAUACAAAAGUACUUUCACACGUGUGAAUGUGAGUCAUCAGAUCAAGUGUCUCAAAUGCUGCAGGAUGUUUUCACUUCAACAUUAUUUUUCUUCUUCAUUUGUGCUUGAAUCAACUUGUUCUGGUAACUUUUAG